UGCGGGCCUUGUUUAAUAUUGACUAGUAAUUUUCCGUUAGGAUGGCCCUACCCAAGCCGGAUACUCCUACUUCACGUAAUUCUCACAAACAAAACAAGCGGAGGUUUUACAUAGAAAGAGUGGAUUGAAUCAAGUUUCUUGCAUUUUUCUCCUCUAAAUUUUCAAAUCGAAUCAAUUUAAUUAUCAUUAUUAUUAUUGCAACAGUUUACAGCAUAAAUGCGAUUGAAAGAGGAGCAGAAAGUAGCAGAAAUCAUAAUUUCCAAUGAAAAAAAUGAAGAGUCAUAGUGGGUGGGCCGAGCUGAACCUCGACUUCCAGCCAUCGAAAAAGAAGUUAGCCCCGAUAAAAUCCGACAAAACUUCAAAUAAUGAAAUUAUUGAAACUUUUGCUCAUGAUUUUGAACACUUCGAUUACAAAUCCAUCAAAAGGAAAAGUUUAUUUGGAAUAUUAGAAGCCUGUCAGCCGAAAAAAGCUUCAGAAUUAUCUGUGAGCAAGCAGAAGCAGAAUGAGAUCAUUGAGUGGCUAAGUUCUGAAACCGUAACAGGGAAGCCGAGGAUUUUGCUGCUUUCUGGUGCUUCUGGUUGUGGAAAAACGGUCACUCUUAAAGUAUUGGCUGAGGAGAAUGAUUUUGACGUAAUUGAGUGGAUCUCUCCAAUGGAUUCUACGUAUUCUAAUGAUUUUAAAUACUUGAAUCAAGGUGAUAAAUUCAUGGAGUUUUUGGUGAGAGUUACGAGGUAUAAUUCAGUGUUUAACAGGUGUAAAAAACGCCUUCUACUGGUUAAAGAUAUUCCCAACAUCUAUUUUAUGGAUACGGAUGGUUUCCACGAAGUCCUGAGACAAUAUAUGGAAUUGGGGAAACAACCACUGGUAUUUCUAUGUCCUGACUCGGAAAGCAGUAGAAUGAUAUAUACACUGUUCCCAACAGAGAUUAUCGAAAAAUUUCAAAUUGAUAGAAUUAAUAUUCUCCCCACUACACCUACUGCCAUGAGAAAUAUGUUGAAACGUGUUGCCAAUAUCUUAAAUGCAAGAUUUGGGGAUAUGAUUGAUGUGACACAGACUGUGAUUGAUGAAGUGCUGUCUAAUAGCAUUGGAGAUGUUAGGAGUACGAUUUUGAAUACCAUUUUUGCAUCAUUAAAAGUACCAAAUGAUCAUUCGAAAAAUGAUUGUGGGACUCGGGCAGAGAGUUUGGGGCUUCUGCAUGGUAUUGGACGUGUCAUUAAUCCCAAACGAAUAGUUAAUGGAGACAAAUGGAAAUUCACGCAUGAUCCGGAUGAUAUUGCUGCUUAUUUCAGAUCGCAGUCGAAGAUAUUCUUUCAUUUUUUGCAAGAGAAUUAUCUGAAUACAAUGGGAAAUAUUGACCAGGUGGAGAGGUGUUCUGAGAUCAUGAGUCUGGCAGACACAAUCAGUAUCGAAUAUCGAGAGGCGAAUUUGAUAAACGUGAAUUUGUCGCUAUGCAUUAGAGGAGUAAUGGUAAAUAAUGAGACUCCUUUGAUGAGAUGGAAUCCAGUGAGAAAACCGAAAAAGGCAGAUCCAAAAAUACAAAGAGACUCGGGAGUAGCAGAGGAACGGUUUUAUAAACAAUUGAUCAACCCAAAAAUGUCGGAGAGUACUCUGGGUGUAGAUUAUAACAUUGAGAACUGAAAAAUGAUAAUUAUUCCUCAGUUGUAAAUGUUCUUGAAUUAAAUUAUUUUGUUUUUUCCCUAUUAGAUCCAUUGAUUCUGGAAUCAGGCUAUUCUUUUACCUUGAUGAAAGUAAUGAGUCAAACUCGAAAAAACUUCGAAACUCUUACGUUUAAAAAGGGAUAUCAAAAUUUGUGUAUUUCUUUCACUCGGAGAUUUCAACCAAUAUCUCUCAUUGGGAAAGAUAAUUCGACUAGAUCUUCGUAUAAUUAUCUCACAAACUGUCAAUAUUAUGGAAUGAUGUCAAUAGAUCUAUUAGGCACCAAAAGAAGGCCCUUGAUUGAUUCGUCUGACAAUGACCGUUGUUUCCCAAAGAUAUUCACCAAAUAAUCAACACAUUGACUGGAGAUUCUUGAGCGAUAGUCAGUUGCAAGAUCUUAGAUAAAUUUGCAAAAAAUUUCGCUGACAAUAAAUGAAUAGAUAAUAAUCAACACAUCAAUUUUGUAAUACUUUUGUCAUCGUCUGGAUUUAGGGAAAAAACGGUGAAUAAGCUCAAUACAACGUAAAUCCUACAAAAAGUGAUUUAAGUAUACAUUUAUUUUCGUAAUCUAAAUCAAACAUUGAUGUUGAUAAUUGUAUGAUUGAAUCGUCCAUAUUUUUUAAUAAUUUUUGUUUUCAAUCACACUAUUAAAUGUAUUUAAAAUGUAA
This is a messenger RNA of Diachasma alloeum, 2325 nucleotides long. RefSeq names its product cell cycle checkpoint protein RAD17 (gene Rad17). Bases 263 to 1639 code for a protein of 458 amino acids. The transcript is spliced from 6 exons. Gene Ontology annotation, molecular function: chromatin binding. The record is from RefSeq and is a predicted model, not a curated record. Gene Ontology annotation, biological process: DNA repair; mitotic DNA replication checkpoint signaling; DNA damage checkpoint signaling. Lineage: Eukaryota; Metazoa; Arthropoda; Insecta; Hymenoptera; Braconidae.